This is a messenger RNA of Yarrowia lipolytica CLIB122, 1320 nucleotides long. RefSeq lists its product as uncharacterized. Gene Ontology annotation, biological process: regulation of DNA-templated transcription. Gene Ontology annotation, molecular function: DNA-binding transcription factor activity. The record is from RefSeq and is a predicted model, not a curated record. NCBI's taxonomy places the organism in Eukaryota, Fungi, Ascomycota, Dipodascomycetes, Dipodascales.
AUGACCAACGUCGAGCUGUCACAACAGUCGUCGACUGCGAUCGCUAACCCGGUAAACCCAGUGGAAGAGCCUCCCAAGAAGAAGAACAAGAGAGGCCGGCCUCGUCUACAGACUUCUUCUGCAGCUCAAGCUGAGCGACGACGAGCUCAGGUGAGAGACGCUCAGAGACAGUACCGUCAGAGACGUGACAACAUUGUGCAUGAGCUCACUGCCCGUGUAGAGGCUCUAGAAAAGGUCAUUUCGUGUGUAGAGUCGUCCUUCUUCGAGUUCUACCAGCGAGGAGUCCAGGUGGCAGUGCGUGAAAGCAAUGAUGAGCUGAUGCAGCUGUUUGCGUUUGCUGGCAUUCGAAUCGGUGGGUUUGUGCGAAUGACCAAUAACACCGACCCCAGCCACAAGUUAACAGCCGACAUGGUACUCAAGUACAACGACUACGUGUCUAACCCCGUCAGCACGUUCCAGAACCACACAAUGGGCUCUUCCCCAGUGUCUUCUCGUACAGAUGACGAGUCGAUGAUGCCCUACGCACAGAACAUAAUCAAAGACCUUCCUCACGAGAUUGUGGAGUGGAUCAAGCGAAACGAGGCAGAGCAGCUGCUCGAGAUUCAGCAUCAGAAUCACUCGCCAAACUCCGAUCUCGACAUGUCCAGCCACCUGUCUCUGACCCCCGAUUCUUCCUCUCACGACAUUCCCAAGCCCACCGCCGACAUUCUUGCUCCCUUCUCUCUGACCCCCGAUGAGGUGGUCAAAAACACGUUCCCCAAGUCAGACACCCCUGGCUAUCCCCAUGAUUCCAAACCGUACGCAUCUCUGGACUCGGCAGCAACCCCUGCGAAGGUAGGAGAGGUCAUUUUGACCCAGCGAAAACAUCUGAUGGAGUCUGGGCAGGACGUAUUGGACAAUAUUCACACAUUGCAGUUCCCCGUGAUUUUGGACCGACUGUGCGAACGUAUCUUCAGACGAGCACUGUUCGAAGUGCUAACGGCGUACAUUCAGGGCAACAAGGAGAAGCUUCACAGAUUCUACGCUCAUGGUUUCCACGAAGACUUCUCUAUCCCGCGAGUCAUCACAUGUCUCAAACUUCCCAUUUCCGUGUCGGGGUCUUACUGGUCAGGUAAGGUGGAUGAAGACUCUAACUUCCCUGGGUACAUGGGCCCAGUUGCUGUGGAGAAUGAGUACCUCAAGGCCAAGGCGCAAGGAGCCAGGAUCGACGAGUCUAUUCUGAUGGACCAGUUGACUCUACACGGUGUCAAUCUCGGAGAGCUGCCCCGAUUCCGAAUAGAGCAUGUUGAGAUGGCUCUCAAGAUAGCCACGGUUCACUAA